UUUUCGAACAAUACUUGUUGAGAGAUACAUUUGAAAAAGUGAAUUGUAAAAACGUACGUCAAUAAAUAAUGUGGACCUCCAUUGUUCCUUUCCUCCUUGUUAUCUUCGCUGUUACAUUCUCCAAUGUAAACGCUUCAUCUCCAGAUGAAUUCAUGGGAGACAUGAAUGGUUACAGAAGUGCUUGUAAGAAACUUGGCUGGGAACCUAAGCAAGAUUGCACAGCAAACCACGUCAUUGCUUUUCAAGCGAAUAUAAAGUCUCAUCUAACAGAUGUUCCGGUAAAAACGACUAUCAAAUUCAACAACGUCCAAUUAAACAAAGGCGGUGGCUAUGAUCCUGAGACGGGAAUCUUCACCGCCCCAGAAAAAGGCGUCUACUCUUUUGCCUGGUCCUACCUGUCAAGACAGGGAGGGACCGUGUACACAGCUUUAUCUGUAGAUAAUGAAGACCGCGCCCUAUCGUGCAUAGAAAACCAGCAAAGCAAAUUUAUCAACUCAGCAGGCCAUUUGGUUUCUGAACUUGCCAAGGGUAGUAAAGUAUGGAUCAGGGUUUAGCACCUUCCUGCCACCUUCAUACAUGGCGGAUACUAUACUUACUUUUCCGGAAGUAAAAUAAACUCUUACUGAAAAGAUGUCAAAUUAUUUUCUCUAACAAUUAUUACUUAAUAAAGAGAUUGCGAAUGAUUGAGAACAUAACAAUGCAAGAAAUAUACGUCUUGUAUGACCCUUUGAAUAUGAUGCUUACUCCUCCAUGACAGUCGAUUUAACCUCUUUCUUUCAGGUUUCAAUGUUCUGUUCAUAUUGAUUUUGUGUUUCUAUGAAGACAAUUCUUUGACAUGCAUUUCAGAUGUAUUUUCUCUAAAACUUAUUUUUUUUACUUUGAACUCAACCAUGCUUUUAAUACUCAUCAAGAAAAAGCACAGCUUUUGAUGAGCAUGUUGAAAAUAAAUUUCUUUGACUUGUUGGUAUGGUUUGAUUUCGACAUAAAGGUAU
Messenger RNA from Saccostrea cuccullata (small rock oyster), 992 nucleotides. Its product is annotated as complement C1q-like protein 3. Gene Ontology annotation, molecular function: protein binding. The coding region runs from base 69 to 554 and encodes 161 amino acids. The record is from RefSeq and is a predicted model, not a curated record. The transcript has 3 exons. NCBI's taxonomy places the organism in Eukaryota, Metazoa, Mollusca, Bivalvia, Ostreida, Ostreidae.